UCCAAAUGUCAACAUUUUAUUGUGGAGCUAGAUGCCAUUAGCUGUGGAGACGAAUGAUCUCUGACAGACAGCUGUGGGCCCGCUAUCGGCAAAUAAAACCAGCUGCUUCAAUAAUACCAUACAGCUAUAAAGUCAGACCAUGUAUCGUACCAAGUCACAAGAGUUCUAACAGCCUUUCGUUCACGACGUGUUGUGCCUUAGCCUCUUACCGCUUAAGCCUUUGCGACUACCAACAUGAUGAAAUCUGUCGGUCUUGUCCUUCUUCUCACGGCAGCCUUUGCCUACUCCGGUGUUGAAGGUACAAGUGCGUGUGCUGAGUCCAUAAACGCCGUAUUGGGGUACGAAUCCAGGAUUCCUAUCAUCAACGCCUGCAAGGUGGAUCCAAAGGCAAAUGCCUCCUUGAAUGCCCUCGCAGGUAAUCCUGCCUGCAAAGACUACAAGUUCAGUACCCGCAAUCGCAAGUGCGAAGUUCUCGCAGCUCCCUGCAUGAAAUGGGUAGCGAAACAACUUGGUUUUUUGACGGCUGAUGGCUCCAUCGACAACACUAUGAUCUUCCUCCAGUACAAGGCUUUCAUCAAAGCCAACCCUGCCUGCAACGCUGCUCAGUACGACUACGCUGUGAAAAAAUGCGAAAAGAAAAUCAAGAACUACGCGUUAAUAAAGAAGGCUGCUUGCAUGGCCAACGCGACGGACAAGUACACUGGCUAACCUGCACAAUCUGUCCUCAUUCCUUCAUCUGACAGGCGGCUUUGAAGUGUUCACAACAGGUGCACAAUAAUAAUUAGGUGACCACUUCCUCCAGUCAAUGUGUGCAUUCGCAGUAGAAAUUGUCUAAUCGGAAGAUCAUUGUAGUCUGCGAAACAAUAAAAGCAAUAAAGUCCUACUAUUACCAGGAUCAGAU
Messenger RNA from Hyalella azteca, 901 nucleotides. RefSeq lists its product as uncharacterized. The coding region runs from base 235 to 708 and encodes 157 amino acids. The transcript is spliced from 5 exons. NCBI's taxonomy places the organism in Eukaryota, Metazoa, Arthropoda, Malacostraca, Amphipoda, Hyalellidae. The record is from RefSeq and is a predicted model, not a curated record.